This is a messenger RNA of Halteromyces radiatus, 306 nucleotides long. RefSeq names its product 60S ribosomal protein L39. Gene Ontology annotation, biological process: translation. Gene Ontology annotation, molecular function: structural constituent of ribosome. The record is from RefSeq and is a predicted model, not a curated record. The coding region runs from base 17 to 172 and encodes 51 amino acids. Gene Ontology annotation, cellular component: ribosome; cytosolic large ribosomal subunit. Lineage: Eukaryota; Fungi; Mucoromycota; Mucoromycetes; Mucorales; Cunninghamellaceae. The transcript is spliced from 3 exons.
AUACUUGAUCAGUAGCAUGCCUUCUAACAAGUCAUUCAUCACCAAGGUCAAGCUUGGCAAGGCCCAAAAGCAAAACCGUCCUUUGCCUCACUGGUUCCGUCUCAAGUCUGACACCAAGAUCCGCUGGAACGCCAAGCGUCGCAACUGGCGCCACACCAAGUUGAACAUCUAAGGAUUCAAGUUCAUUUUAUUUACUGGCACUUUUUAUGUGAAGAACAAACUGGUUUUCUCUUUUCUUUUCAAUGAUCUUGAUUUUACUUAGUUUUAUUUGGAAAUAAAGAUGAAUCGUUUGAAUAUAUAUACUUU